Cryptomeria japonica (Japanese cedar) is the source of this 938-nucleotide messenger RNA. RefSeq lists its product as uncharacterized. Lineage: Eukaryota; Viridiplantae; Streptophyta; Pinopsida; Cupressales; Cupressaceae. The record is from RefSeq and is a predicted model, not a curated record. Bases 350 to 775 code for a protein of 141 amino acids. The transcript has a single exon.
ACUUGAAUGGUUAUGCAGAUGCUUAAAUCGCAAUAAAGGCAUAUUUUAAAGAACUCUAAAAGCAAUAGCCCACUACAGGUGGGCGAAUAUGAUGUGUACCGCUACCGUCAUCCAAAGGAUGUGUAAGAAUAUCAACCUAUCUUUUUGACACCAUGGGAAUAUUACAGUCACUGUAACAGUACAUAUUUACUGUUCUGUUCCAUUGGCUACUACCAUGUGCGUAGAUUACAAGCUAAGUUCAAUGGACGUAUAGACACUAUAUAUAGUGGGCAUUAUGUGAAGCAAAUCAUCGAGUUUUAUUUUUCUAGCUAACACUUGAAGUUAGAUUGUGUUGUGGGUGUUAGCAGUAAUGGCAGCACGAGGGAAGUACAGUGAAAGUUCUGAACAGUAUUCUGAACAAUCACAGCGGGGCAAGACUCGUUCAUGGCUGUUUGGUGGGUGGAUGUCUAAGAGUGGUGAAGAGGAAUCCACCCAUAAGAACAAUUCUGCCCAUGUGCGCACUGAGAAGUCCUCUAAUAUUAAAGGAGGCAGAACAGGGCGUGCCUCUUCCCAUGAUGAUGCUGAUUCAAACAGCCCCAAUGAUCCAGUGCAGCGAAAGAAGAAGACUGCAACCUUUGCUGAUAUGGAAGAUGAUCACCAUGCAGAGAAAAAGAAUGAAGACAAUGAGGUGGACAAGUAUGCAGAGGAUUUCAUUGAUAAACAGAAAUCCAAGCUAGAGAUGGAGAGGCUCAUAUCCAUGAAAAGGUAUGAGAGCAUGCUUAAUAGAGGCAUGUGAGUUUCAUCCCUCUAUAUAUAUAUUAUGUAUAUCGAGAUACAUAUGAUAUAAUUAUAGGAUUGGGUGUGUACUAGGAGGACCAGGAACAGUUCCGUAUUUUAUAAUAAUAAUGGUGCUUGUAAAACUUUUUCAUAUUUAUAUUAUAGCAUUAUGGUUUGCUUAA